AUGUCUCUCUCCCCAUGCCGAGCCCAGAGGGGCUUCAGUGCUCGCUCAGCGUGUUCUACUUUUUCAGGGGCUCGAGGCAGGGCUGGCUUCAGCAGCAGGAGCCUGAGCUCCUCUAGGAGAUGCAGAGGAAGCUCUGGUGGGAGGGCCUGGGGAGCAGAGGCCAGGCAAGGGGUACGGUUUGUCCAGAGGAGUGGAAGCCCUGGUCUUUCUCAGUGCCCUCCUGGGGGCAUCCAAGCGGUGACCGUCAACCAGAGUCUGCUGACCCCACUGAAGAUUGAGGUUGACCCCCAGUUCCAGGUGGUGAAGACGCAGGAGACUCAAGAGAUAAGAACCCUCAACAACCAGUUUGCUUCCUUCAUUGACAAGGUGCGCUUCCUGGAGCAGCAGAACAAGGUUUUGGAGACCAAAUGGGAGCUGCUGCAGCAGCUGCAGGGGAGCCACAGCCCUCAGGGCCUGGAGCACAUCUUUGAAGCCUGCCUGGCCCGGCUCAGGCAGCAGCUGGAGGAGCUGCAGAGAGAGCGAGGGGCUCUGGAUUCUGAACUGAAGACCUACCAGGAUCAGGAGGAAGAGUUCAAGUCCAAGUAUGGCCAGGAAGCUCACAAGCAUGCCUCAGUGCAGAAUGACUUUGUGGUUCUUAAGAAGGAUGUGGAUGAGGUUUUCCAGAGCAAGAUGGAUUUGGAAGGCAAACUGGAGUCUCUGAGAGAACACAUCUGCUUCUUGACACGUCUGUAUGAAGAAGAACUGAGACAGCUGCAGACUCAGGCAGAUGACAUGUCUGUGGUGUUGUCCAUGGAUAACAACCGUUGCUUGGACUUCAGCGACAUCAUUGCCGAGGUCCGUGCCCAGUAUGAGGAGAUCACGCGGACAAGCAAGGCUGAGGCAGAGGCUGUGUUCCAGACCAAGUACCAGGAACUUCAGACAUCAGCCCAGCUUCAAGAGGACAACCUAAAGGAAGCCCGGAUGCAGAUUUCCCAGCUUCGGCAGGCCGUGCAGAGGCUGCAGAGUCAGAUCGCGAGCCUCAAGAUGCAGAACGACAGUCUGCAAUCGGCCAUUGCUGAUGCUGAGCAGCAGGGGGAGAUGACUCUGAGGGAGGCCAAGGCCAAGCUGGAUGAACUGGAGGAUGCUCUAAGAACAGCCAAGCAGGACAUGGCCCGAAUGCUGCGCGAGUACCAGGAACUGUUGGGCACAAAGUUGUCCUUGGAUGUGGAGAUUGCCACAUAUCGAAGGCUGCUGGAGAGUGAGGAGUGCAGGAUGUCUAAGGAGUACACCAGCCAGGUCACUGUCUCCACGGCAGAAGGCAGUGUUGUUGUCCCUGGAGGAGUUGGUGGAGGCAAAGUGGUCAUGCCUGGAAGAAUUGGAGGAGGCCAAAUGGUUGUGCCUGGAGGAGAUCAUAGAGGCCAAAUGGUCAUGCCUGGAGGAGAUCAUAGAGGCCAAAUGGUUGUGCCUGGAGGAGUUGAUGGAGGCCAAAUGGUUGUGCCUGGAGGACAUUGUAGAGGCCAAAUGGUCAUGCCUGGAGAUCGUAGAGGCCAAAUGGUCAUGCCUGGAGAAGUUGAUGGAGGCCAAGUUGUAAUGCCUGGAGAAGACUGUAGAGGCCAAAUGGUCAUGCCUGGAGAAGAUCGUAGAAGCCAAAUGGUCACGCCUGGAGAAGACUGUAGAGGCCAAAUGGUCAUGCCUGGAGGAGAUCGUAGAGGCCAGAUGGUCAUGCCUGGAGGAGAUCGUAGAGGCCAGAUGGUCAUGCCUGGAGGAGAUCAUAGAGGCCAAAUGGUCAUGCCUGGAGGGGACUGUAGAAGCCAAAUGGUUGUGCCUGGAGGAGCUAAUGGAGGCCAAAUGGUCAUGCCUGGAGGAGAUUGUAGAGGCCAAAUGGUCAUGCCUGGAGGAGAUCAUAGAGACCAAAUGGUCAUGCCUGGAGGAGAUUGUGAAGGCCAAAUGGUCAUGCCUGGAGGAGAUCAUAGAGACCAAAUGGUCAUGCCUGGAGGAGAUUGUAGAGGCCAAAUGGUCAUGCCUGGAGGAGAUUGUAGAGGCCAAAUGGUCAUGCCUGGGGGAGUUGGUGAUGAUCAAGUGGGCACUUGUGACCUCAGAGGUUGGAAAGGCAGCUUUGGGUCUGGAGGCUGCUCUAGCAUUGUAACUGGGGGCUUUGAUAUUCCCCAUGGAUCUGGGUGCAGUCCCAGUAUGGGUUCCUGCUCUGUGUCAGGCUCUGGUUUCAGUUCUGGCUCUGGCUCCUGCUGCCGCACCAUCCUGAAGAAGACAGUGGAAUCAAGUCGGAAGACAUCUGUCAUUUACUGA
Molecule: messenger RNA, 2283 nt
Organism: Arvicola amphibius (Eurasian water vole)
Lineage: Eukaryota; Metazoa; Chordata; Mammalia; Rodentia; Cricetidae
Gene: Krt78
Product: keratin 78
Exons: 9
Coding region: 1-2283 (760 amino acids)
Biological process (GO): intermediate filament organization; keratinization
Cellular component (GO): keratin filament
Molecular function (GO): structural constituent of skin epidermis
Source: RefSeq, a predicted model, not a curated record